This is a messenger RNA of Lachancea sp. 'fantastica', 3399 nucleotides long. The record is from the annotation of a GenBank genome assembly. Lineage: Eukaryota; Fungi; Ascomycota; Saccharomycetes; Saccharomycetales; Saccharomycetaceae.
AUGAAACCCUCAUUUGCAGCGAUGCUCCUCAAAACCGUGCUGUUUCUGCUUGCAAACGUAGCAGAUGCCAUCUAUUUGAAUUCAACUACACUAGAAUCGGCAAAUGCCACCGUCAUUUCCAUAGCCACUUCGAGCGUCCCACUGCUGGCGCUCGAAACAGACCGCACAAUCACGCUGUCGUCGCAAACGCUCCCGUACGGCGAUGUUUAUGUGGAGCCACGUGAGCAGCGGCCCACACGAGUCUCGGCGAGUACAGGGACGACUAAACAAACGACUGUACAAACGACUGGACAAACAGCUGAGCAAACGACUAGAAGAUCGGCCGUACUAACGACUGGACAAACGACUGCAAACUCCGUUGGCGGUCAAUCCUUCACACUAUCCUCCAAAUCAUCCACACCCUCAACAUCCUCCAAAUCAUCCACACCCUCAACAUCCUCCACACCUCUUUCUGUCGCGCCAGCCUCGAAUCUGCUCACAAACACUGCAUCCACAUCGACCAGCGUCAUUUACUCAACCUCCAAGACGCCUGCACUUUCUAGCUCGUCAACAUCCCUAGUCACCACCAUAUCUUCUCGAUCCAAAAAUCCAUUGGUUACUCAGUCCCCAAGCAGUAGUAAACUAUCCCAAAGCAUAGCAACCACCUACACUGCUCCCAAGACCGUUUCUGAUGUGCUAUCCAAUAGUACCUUGAUAUCGAGCUCCACUUCCGGUACUUCGAUCUCUUCAAAUUCAAGCGCCUCGUUCUCUUUAAUUUCGUCAACUUUCAGCGCUUCGAUCUCUACUGCUGAUUCCACCAUCGAAUCCAGUCCAUACGUGGUUAUCACUUCUUCCAGCUUGCCCACAGCUUCGAUAAAAGCUUCCACCACACAAGACUUUCGCUCAUCUGCGUAUGGAAAUUCCACAACUGCCGGAACCGCAACCUCUAAUUCCAUCUUCGAUUCCAACUCCACUGAAUCCACAAUCGCCCCCACAUCGAGUCUCAUCGAUUCUAACGUCACACAAAUAACUUUGACGUCAGCUACUUCCGCUGGAAGCUCACACCAAGCCACAAGCGAUACUGCCUCUUUGGCGAAAACCACUAGCUCGUCUUUUUCCGAAGCCAUCUCUUCUUCAUCUUCUCAAACUAUCAGUUCUCCAAACUCGCAGGUCUCAUCCUCAGGCUCAUUGGUAACUACUUCCUCUCCUACCACUUCCUCUCCUACCACUUCUUCUGCUACUCCUCCUUCAUCGCCAGUCGAUCUCUUCUCCCCAAUUCAAACAGACGCUCCUCCAUCCGUCUUUGCCAGACACUCCAACCCUAUGGAUCUGUCAAGUGGUGUGAGCAACCAAAACUCACCUUAUCAAACCAACAAAUUCUACACAAACUUUAUUGUUGGCGACCAGUCAAGUGCUGCAUUCGUUUAUCCUUACUCACUCUGGAAGUACAGCUCUAAUGGGAUAAAUGGUGUUGCCAUCUCGCAUACAUCUUCAGACCAAUACGCGUUUGGCAAUUACGACAGCAACGGCGACUCACAAUUUUUGGCAAACCCGCUUGCUAUCGCUUCCCUCAUGUUCUCUGCUGAAUCAUUUGGUCCUUCAAAUUUCAACCUGUUUGUCAGUGACAUGACCGCUUCUUCUUGUCAAGUCACCGUCAAUGAUGGUUCCACUUCUAACAUCUUACAAGUGCCUUUGGUUCAAGGAAUGGGAUUCUCCACUGGUAUUUACCACGGCUCUUUGAAACCGCUCUUGAAGACAUCGGCCGCUUUCGUGUCCUUGGCGCAAGAGUCAUCCGCAAUUCUUCCUGCUGGUGUUUUGAAAUACCGCGUUGGCCUCAACAGCGGCUCGACGUGGUUGAUUUACGUGACGCUGCCCGAUUCUGCAGACCAAUCUUUCUCAUUGUCUUACACCGAUUCAUCCACAAUCACUGGUUCAAAAGCCAUCGAUGGUCUUGUCAUCCAAGUUGCAGUUGCGCCAGAAGACUCUACUUAUGAUUCCUACUAUGACAACGCCGCAGGCAUGUACCCAACGACUUUCGAAGUAAGCGGUUCUUCUGAUGGUAUUACUGCUAAUUAUGCUUUCAACUACGAAACCGAGGGUAAGUCUGCAUCUGGCAAGACCAUGAUCUUUGCGUUCCCACAUCACAUAAGUGCUUUGACAGCCGAUUCUCAAGCCGCACUUACGGGAAUUCAAUUGCAGUCCACUACCAAGGGCACCAUGAGCGGCCUGCUGUCAAACACUUUGUCAUUCACGGAAGUUUUGAAUACAAAACUGGGGUGGCUACCUUGGUCACAGCAGCUGAAGGACAAAAGUAUCAGCUACAGUGCAGACCAGCUGCAGUUGUUGUCCGAAGUCGCCAAUUCAGAAAUCAACAUUGAUGUUUGGGAUUCGAUCUGCGGCCUCAAUACAUAUUACUUGGGGAAAGUCUUGGACAAGUACAGCUACAUCUUACUAACAGUGUCCGAUAUUCUACAAGAUAAUCAAGUUACUACUGCCGUGGCCGAAAAUCUCAAGAGUGCCCUUGAAAAAUUGAUGUUGAACCAACAACUGUACCCGCUAUACUACGAUACGAAGUUCGGAGGCAUUGUAUCUUCCGGAGACUGGGCUUCCACAUCUACCGGUUACGAUUUUGGUAAUACUUACUACAAUGAUCAUCAUUUCCACUAUGGCUACAUCAUUCAUGCUGCAGCCGUCUUGGGACGUAUCGAUCAACAACAAGGCGGGACCUGGGCGCAAGACAACAAGGCCUGGAUCAACAGUUUGAUUCGUGAUGUUGCUAAUCCUAGCACACAGGAUGGAUUUUUCCCCGUGUCACGUAUGUUCGACUGGUUUAGCGGACAUUCGUGGGCCGCAGGUCUUUUCGCAAACCCUAAUGGUAAGAACGAGGAAUCAAGUUCCGAAGACUACAACUUUGCAUACGGCAUGAAGCUGUGGGGUGCGGUAAUUGGCGACGCCUCUAUGGAAAGACGUGCAGACGUCAUGAUCGCUGUAAUGGCCAGAUCUAUGAAUUCCUAUUUUCUAAUGGCCGAUGACAACCAAGUUGAGCCCACACAGAUCCGUGGUAACAAAGUUGCAGGGAUCCUCUUCGACAACAUCAUUGACUACACCACAUAUUUUGGCACGGCCGUGCAGUACAAACACGGUAUCCAUAUGAUUCCAGUCACACCUGUUUCCUCGCAAAUCAGAAAUCCUGCAUUCGUGCAACAAGAAUGGGACCAAAAACUGAGCGGCGUUGUAGACGGACUAACAGACGGUUGGAAGGGUCUACUGAUGCUGAACCAAGCUCUGUACGAUCCCGUCAGCUCUUACGAAUUUUUCUCAAGUUCGGACUUUAGCUCUGCGUGCCUCGACAACGGAAUGUCGCGGACGUGGUCGUUGGCAUUUUCUGGCGGUCUGGCUCAUGCAAAUGCUUUGCUGUGA